Molecule: messenger RNA, 1427 nt
Organism: Leucoraja erinaceus (little skate)
Lineage: Eukaryota; Metazoa; Chordata; Chondrichthyes; Rajiformes; Rajidae
Gene: pdlim1
Product: PDZ and LIM domain 1 (elfin)
Exons: 8
Coding region: 184-1173 (329 amino acids)
Biological process (GO): heart development; muscle structure development; actin cytoskeleton organization
Cellular component (GO): Z disc; filamentous actin; stress fiber
Molecular function (GO): muscle alpha-actinin binding; actin binding
Source: RefSeq, a predicted model, not a curated record
AGCUCCAUAGAAGGUGAGGCCGUGUGCUGACGCGGGCCGGCCGUGCAUUAAAAGCCCCCACCCCCCCUGGCGAGAGGCAGCAUCUGCCGAGAGGCCACCCGGACACUCACACACACAGACAGCGAUCCCGGGACCCCGCCUGCACGCAUCGACCCCCUCUCUCCCUCCCUCUCCACACACGGGAUGUCCCAGCUCCGGAUCUCUCUGCUCGGACCCUCGCCCUGGGGCUUCAGGCUGGUGGGGGGCAAGGACUUCGAGCAGCCCCUCGCCAUCUCCCGGAUAACACCAGGGAGUAAAGCAGACUCCGCCAAGCUAUGUGUUGGGGAUAUAAUCUUGGACAUAGAUGGAGAAAACACUGAUGGAAUGACCCACUUGGACGCUCAGAACAAGAUCAAGGGAUGUGGAGAUGAACUGACUUUCCUAAUUGGCAGGUCUGAAUCGAAAGUUUGGUCUCCCAUGACGAAUGAGAAUGGAAAAGCGCACCCGUAUCGGAUGAACCUGGCAUCUGACCAUCAGGAGAUCACACAAAUAGGAAUUGCCCACAACCGGAGCGCUAAGCCAUUCGGCACCACGACCACGUCCAACGUGUCUCCCAAGGUCAUAACCUCGCAGUACAACAGCCCCUCUGGCCUCUACUCCGCGGCCAACGUGGACAAAAUCAACAGUGCCGUGGACUCCAGGAUGUCUCCCAGCAACCGCGAGGCGGGCAAGAUUUUGGAACCGAUGAAGUCUCCGGCCAGACCCGCAGUGGACACGGAGUCCGAAGUUUACAAAAUGCUGCAGGAUAACCAGGAAACUGAGGAGCCCCCUCGACAAUCAGCCUCGUUCCGGGUGCUGCAGGAGAUCUUGGAGAGUGAAGCUGAUGGAGAGACGAAGAAACCAUCGGGAUUCCGGAAGGUGAAUUCUCCUGCCACCAGGGUGGGAUCCUCGAUCGGGAGUGGACAGAAGCUGCCUGUCUGUGAGAUAUGUGACACAGGGAUCGUGGGACUGAUGGUGAAAGUACGUGAGGGGUUCCGCCACCCCGAGUGUUAUGUCUGCACGGACUGUGGGACCAACCUGAAGCAGAAGGGACAUUUCUUCGUGGGCGAUGCCAUCUACUGCGAGCAGCAUGCCAAGGAGCGGGCCACUCCGCCCGAGGGCUACGAUAUCGUCACUGUCUUCCCAAAGUCGUAAACCCCUCUGGGAAGCAAUGUUCGCGUCCUGUGGAAUAACCGGCUGAGUUACUCCAGCAUUUUGUGUCCAUCUUCGGGUUUAAACCAGCAUCUGCAGUUCCUUCCGCCAUAAUAAUCAGCUAACUCUGCAUGCCUACCUAUGUACAUGAACUGCUUUUUACACACUCUUAAAAGAGAAUAUAGAUUUCUUUAACCACUUGGUACAACUUACUCUUGAAUGGAACGAGUCACAAUUAAACUACAAAUGUUUGCUUA